CGCGAGAUGGCAGGGGGAAUGGGGAAGGAGAGAGACGGAGUCGGGAGAAGGACCGACCCUUUGGAGGAGGGGCAUGUGUACCCCAGUGUGUGUGUGUGUGUGUGUACGCGCGCGCGCGCGCCUGCUGCAUGCUGCACGAUUGCUCGUUUUUUUGUAUGUGAGGGUGUGUACCUGUUUGUCCCCUGGAGUCGGCGCUCAGUUCCGCGCCCGCAGGGUGUACAGGUACGUGCUGGGUGGGCUUGGCUUUUUGCUUCCUUGCCUUCACCACUGUGGGUCAGUCUACAUUUGUGUUUCCGUGCAAAGUUCAUUUUUGUUUCUGCAGAGUAAAUUCCUGGAGGAAUUACUAAGCUUGCCUGUUGUCACCUGGCUAACAUCGACGCCCGCCCCCUUCCCUCCGCAGCCUGGGGCCCAGGCCAGGGCCACCAUGGUGCUGCCUCCAGGCCCAGCUACCCUCCCGCACACACUGCUGCUCCUGCCAGCCCUUCUGAGCUCAGGUUGGGGGGAGUUGGAGCCACAAAUUGAUGGUCAGACCUGGGCCGAGCGGGCACUGCGGGAGAAUGAACGCCACGCCUUCACCUGCCAGGUGGCGGGAGGGCCUGGUACCCCCCGAUUGGCCUGGUACCUGGAUGGACAGCUGCAGGAGUCCAGCACCUCCAGACUGCUCAGCGUGGACGGGGAGGCCUUCUCUGGAGGCACCAGCACCUUCACUGUCACUGCCCAGCGGGCCCAGCAUGAGCUCAACUGCUCCCUGCAGGACCCGGGCAGGGGCCGGUCAGCCAACGCCUCCGUCAUCCUCAAUGUGCAAUUUAAGCCGGAGAUUGCCCAGGUCGGGGCCAAGUACCAGGAAGCUCAGGGCCCGGGCCUCCUGGUUGUCCUUUUUGCCCUGGUGCGUGCCAACCCACCUGCCAAUGUGACCUGGAUCGACCAGGAUGGGCCAGUGACUGUCAACACCUCCGACUUCCUGGUGUUGGAUGCGCAGAACUACCCCUGGCUCACCAACCACACUGUGCAGCUGCAGCUCCACAGCCUGGCGCACAACCUCUCUGUGGUAGCCACCAACGACGUGGGUGUCACCAGUGCCUCGCUUCCGGGCCCAGGGCUCCUGGCCACCCGGGUGGAAGUGCCACUGCUGGGCAUCGUUGUGGCUGGAGGGCUUGCCCUGGGCACCCUGGUGGGAUUCAGCACCUUGGUGGCUUGCCUGGUCUGCAGGAAAGAGAAGAAGACCAAAGGCCCUUCCCGGCGCCCAUCUCUGAUCUCUAGGGCGUAUCCCAGGCUUUUUCUGCCCUGUAGUGACUCCAACAACCUGAAACUCAACAAUGUGCGCCUACCACGGGAGAACAUGUCCCUCCCCUCCAACCUGCAGCUCAAUGACCUCACUCCAGACACCAGAGCAGGAAAACCAGCAGACGGCCAGAUGGCUCAGAACAACAGCCGACCAGAGCUUUUGGACCCAGAGCCUGGUGGCCUCCUCACCAGCCGAGGUUUCAUCCGUCUCCCAAUGCUGAGCUACAUCUAUCGAGUGUCCAGUGUGAGCAGUGAUGAGAUCUGGCUCUGAGCUGAGGGCGAGAUGAGGGUACUCUCUUGGCCCCUGGGCCUCUCCUCCUUCUCCUCCAAGACAUCCCCUGUCUGGCCACGUUGUCAACGUGAAGAGGUCAUGCCACUGCCACUUUUACCUGCCCUCCUGGCUGGAGUGGCCUCUGUGUCAUCCACAUGAUGCGUUUCACUGGGAUCUGACCCUCAGGGGGACAGGUAUCCUUGGCAAGGCUGCCAGCUGGCUCUAAGCCCCUUGUUCUCAGGUUGGGGGCUUGCAUGUCAUGCCUGUGUCCAGACAGAUGGAGCUCUUUGUCCAGAGGUCAUCCAGCAUCUAAGUGUGGCAUGGCCCUGUUGGCUUGGACCCACUCUGUGCCCCACACCAGUAUCCUUUGCACCGUGUACAGCGGGCAUGGGGGCAUGCCUGGUUGGGGGACAGAGGGCCCUGCACGUCUUGGAUUUCCUUCCCAUGCUAUGCUGCUUUGUUCCUUCAGGGAAAAUUUAGGACCCUGCUGGCUGUAUAGAACCAAACUGCCCUUUGCAUAGGAACCAACCCCUGGCUCAGGGGCAUUGGCCAAGCACAAACUAGUCCCUUUUGCUGCAUACCUCUCUGCCCUUCUCUGUCCCCUCUGCCCCGCCUCCGCUUGGGCAUCAUAGGUUACACACUGGACCGUCUCCACUUCUUCACCUGGCACUAGACUUCCCCACUGGCCUGGCCCCUGGAGUUGCCAGCGCCUGGUGUUAGCACAAGUCAGGAAGAAAAGAGGGAGGUGAGAAGUCCAGUGGCAUCCAGGACAGCAUGUGGCUAUUUUCUUACAGUGUUAUUUUCUUACAGUGUUAGCACUUUAAGCACAUCCCCUGGGGAGGGGGUGAGUGAGGGCCUCAGGGCCCGCUGUGUGGCUUCCCCAAGUCUGGCCUUCCUCUGAUUCACUGUGAGUGCCCUGAGCCCUCGGGGUUGACAGUUUCCCUCUCAAUAUGUCUCCCCCACGAUGGGACCCCACCCCUAACCAUCCCCUGACUGCCCAUAAGCAGAAAGCCGCUCUGCGUGUCCUACCCUCUGUUCUUUAGGGGACGGUCAUAGUGGCACAUAAUUCAUCAAUGCCAGAAGCUUUAGGGGGACAUGGAGGAAGAGGGAGACCACAUACCCCCAAACAACCUAAGAACUCUUUGAAAAACAACGUGGAAAUGAUUGCAAAUUAAUAUAGUGCAGAGUAUAUUUUUCCCUUGUUGAUAUCUUGUUUUGUAAUUUUUAUCAUGUUUCUGCCUAGGACAGUGCUGAGCACACAAUCAAUUCAAUAAACUUGACAGUGAAUGUUACAUGUCUGCUU
Molecule: messenger RNA, 2858 nt
Organism: Ceratotherium simum simum (southern white rhinoceros)
Lineage: Eukaryota; Metazoa; Chordata; Mammalia; Perissodactyla; Rhinocerotidae
Source: RefSeq, a predicted model, not a curated record